AUGGCUUACGAUAGGUUUCUGGCCAUCUGUAGACCACUGCAUUACAGCAGUAUUAUGAACAUGCGGUUUUACAUCAUUUUAGGAUUAAUACCAUGGAUGGUUGGUAUUGUUAACUCUUCUAUACAAGUGAGCAUCACCUGGAGACUUCCCUUCUGUGGGACUCAUCAUGUCAACCAUUUGAUUUGUGAAGUACCCCCUUUUUUACGAAUUUCCUGUACAGAUCCUUGGCUGAAUGAGAUAGCCAUGUAUGUUGCAGCCGGGACCAUUAUUUUAUUUUCCUUUCUCUUGACAUUGAUUUCCUAUGUUUAUAUAAUCUCCACCAUUGUAAGAAUCCGUUCCUCACAUGGAAAACAGGCAGUUUUUUCUACAUGUACCUCCCACCUCACUGUUGUCACCCUCUAUUAUGGAACUCUCAUGUCCAUCUAUCUUCAGCCUCCAUCUUCUCACUCUCUGGAAAUAGACAACACUCUAUCUGUUCUCUAUACAGUGGUCACUCCGAUGUUGAAUCCCAUCAUCUACAGUAUAAGAAAUAAGGAAGUUUCUGUAUAUUCCUAUGGAGAACUUUAA
Messenger RNA from Bufo bufo (common toad), 567 nucleotides. RefSeq names its product olfactory receptor 1019-like. Gene Ontology annotation, biological process: G protein-coupled receptor signaling pathway. Bases 1 to 567 code for a protein of 188 amino acids. The transcript is spliced from 2 exons. Lineage: Eukaryota; Metazoa; Chordata; Amphibia; Anura; Bufonidae. Gene Ontology annotation, molecular function: olfactory receptor activity. The record is from RefSeq and is a predicted model, not a curated record. Gene Ontology annotation, cellular component: membrane.